GGCUCAAGUGCUUAUCGUUUCGGUAUACAUCCUCGGUCGUUCUCAUAUGUAAUCUGCACAAGAUAAAUUAUACCUUCUGCCCGGCCCUGUUCUCAGGUCAUACCAUUCAUUCCAGUGCUACGAGCACUGCGUCUUUCAUUUCUUCCAUUUUUAUCAGUAGCCCCUAACUGGGAGCGUUCAUCGUUACGUAUUUAGGUAGAUAUACGCACACAGAUGAUCUGGUCACUUUUCUGUUUGCCUCUCGUUUAACAUUGAGCUGUCAUACAUAUUGAGAUACACCGACGUCGAUUAGCCCCUUAAUCCUACCGCACCUAGGCUGCUAUUUAUAUUAUAGUUAUAAUAAUGGAUAGUCCGUCUUCGAAAAAGUCUAAUUCGUUGCAUUAUGACAUCGUCAUCGUUGGAGCUGGCCCUGUCGGGCUCAUGCUCUCGACGUGUCUCGCAAGAUGGGGAUAUAAGAUCAAACAUAUUGAUAACCGAGCCGAACCCACACCCACAGGACGCGCAGAUGGUAUCCAGCCUCGGUCGUUAGACCUCCUUCGAAAUAUGGGCCUAAAGUCAACCAUCAUGGCUCAUAAGCCCGCGAGAGUAUUCGAAGUAGCCUUCUGGGACCCACCUCAUGACGGCAAGGGUAUCGUCAGAACCGGCACUUGGGCAAGUUGUCCGAGCUUCAUCGACGCAAGAUACCCCUUUACCACACUCCUGCACCAGGGACGAAUCGAGCGUGUGUUCAUCUCAGAUCUUGCAAAGAAUGGUGUACAAAUUCAACGGCCGUGGACUAUCAAGGGAUUCGAGUCGAACGAUAUUUCUAACCCGGAAUAUCCUGUCGAAGUUUAUCUCGAGCACAUCGACGGAACUCGCCAGGAAACCGUCCGAGCCAAAUACUUGUUUAGUGGUGAGGGCGCUAGAUCUUCCGUAAGGGACCAGCUAGGUAUCAAAAUCACGCAUAAAGACCCCAUUUCGCAUGUUUGGGGCGUUAUAGAUGGAGUCGUAAAGACUGAUUUCCCGGACAUCAAAAUGAAAUGCACCAUACACUCUCAGCAUGGGUCAGUAAUGGUUAUACCUCGCGAAGACAACAUGGUUCGGCUAUAUAUCCAAAUUGCAUCGUCAACGGAUGCAGAUUGGAGCCCGCGCAAAACUGCUACGGCGGAAGAAGUCCAAGCUUCCGCAAAAAGAAUUUUUGACCCGUACUUAAUUGAAUGGGAACGUGUGGAAUGGUAUUCGGUAUACCCUAUAGGCCAAGGCAUUUCAGACAAAUACACAAUUGAUCAUCGUGUGUUCCUAGGUGGCGAUGCGUGCCAUACUCACAGUCCAAAAGCCGGUCAAGGGAUGAACACGGCGUUCUUGGAUGCUCUAAACCUCGCCUGGAAGCUUCAUGCUGUCGAAGCUGGAUUCGCAGACCGGGCUAUUUUAACUACCUACGAACCUGAACGCAAGGAUGUCGCAGAGACUCUGUUGUCCUUUGACAACAAAUACGCUAAAUUAUUUUCGCAACGACCCCCAGCUGCAAAGGAAGUCCAAGCGGCGUCAGAAGAGACGAGUGCCCAGAUCGAAGAUAAUGAGUUCGUCAGAACUUUCAAGGAGGCUUGCGAGUUUACCAGUGGCUAUGGUGUAGCGUAUAAACCCAACGCACUGAACUGGUCACCAACUCACUCAGCCAAAUCGCCAUUGAUUCAUCCUAAAGAAACAAAACUACGGACUGGACGAAUUAUGAUCAAUGCGGACGUUACGCGGGUUGUCGAUGCUAACCUUGUGCACCUAGAACAAGAGGUUCCCCUCAAUGGCUCAUUUCGCAUAUAUAUCUUUGCUGGGAGACCUUCUGUCACCUCUAAGGCCCUGAAGGACUUCGCUUUUCAUCUCGGAAAUAAAAAGUCCUUUUACGGAUCUUAUCUCCGGCCGGAUAUCGACUCUGUCUCGCACCACGAGAAACAUAAUCCGCAUAGCUUCUUCUUUACUCUCUGUACUGUGUUUGCUGCUCGACGGGACCAGGUUGAGAUCUUACGCGACGUGCCGAACCCGCUUGCUCGUUAUCGCGACCACGUUUAUGCCGAUGAUAGAUGGGAUCGCCGCGUGCCUGAUGCAGAGGCCGCAGCCCAUGCUAAGAUGGGUCUUGACCAAGAGAGGGGUGGUAUUGUUGUCGUUCGACCCGAUGGUUACGUAGGCAUCGUGACAAGUCUAGUCGAGGGUAGCGGGACCGUGGAUGCCUUGAACGAGUAUUUUGGUGCCUUUACUACGAAAAAGUUGGGUGAAGCGGUAGCCCAGCUAUAAAAUUAAUGCAGCGCUUCAGCAUCAAUUCAUGAUGAGUAUACCCCUUGUUUUUCACCUAUGUGGAACCUACAUAGAUCGAGAUAUCACAAUACCCUUAUGAUCAAGAAUGAAUAUUUCAUGUUUGAUAAGGUAUUUAUUUUAAAUAUCAAUAAAGCUACUAAUUAUACCUA
This is a messenger RNA of Annulohypoxylon maeteangense, 2435 nucleotides long. RefSeq names its product FAD binding domain-containing protein. The transcript is spliced from 4 exons. Gene Ontology annotation, molecular function: FAD binding. The coding region runs from base 343 to 2265 and encodes 640 amino acids. The record is from RefSeq and is a predicted model, not a curated record. Lineage: Eukaryota; Fungi; Ascomycota; Sordariomycetes; Xylariales; Hypoxylaceae.